AUGGCUCCUCCGCCAGGUCAACAAUAUCCUCCUUCUCAAGGACCGUAUAAUCCCAACCUUCAAUACCACCAAUAUGCCAAUAGUCAAGUAUCUCUUGGCUCUAAUCAUUCUGGCUCGUAUGCUGCCGGCUAUGCAGCUUCCGUCGCGUCUUUUCCUCCUCCCAACGGCCGUGCCACGCUUCCGCCUGUAUCAGAUACCGCUUCUGAAAUUGAGCCACGCCCCUCACUCGCCAGAGGAGAAUCGCUGCUACCUGCUACCAACAAAUCUAAGGCUGUCGAUCUCUCUACUCCACCGUAUACUAAACAGUACAUCGAUUCCUAUCGGCAGCGUAUCAAAGGAGAUCCCGAUCCUGAGGCACAUUUUCUAUACGCCAAAUAUCUUAUUGACGCUGCCAGGAAGAUCAGAACGAGCUCCAAGGAUCAGCGUUCUGCAAAAAAAUACUCUGAGCUGUUAAUCGGAGAAGCUUUGAAAGUUGUCCGACGGUUAGCUACUCAAGGAGAUGCAUAUGCUGAAGCCCAGUUCUUUUUAGCAAACUGCUUUGGAACAGGUGCAUUGGGCCUACAGGUUGAUCACGAACGAGCAUAUCAUCUCUAUCUGCAGGCUGCAAAGCAGAAUCAUGCUGCCGCUUCGUAUCGAGUCGCUGUGUGUAACGAAAUUGGUGCCGGUACACGGAAAGAACCUCCUCGAGCAGCUGCCUUCUACCGCAAGGCGGCUUCGCUUGGUGACACCGCCGCUAUGUACAAGCUUGGAAUGAUUCUCUUGCAAGGGCUUCUCGGAGAGGCUAAGAAUCCGCGAGAAGCGGUCGGCUGGUUACGACGGGCGGCAGAGCAGGCUGACGAAGAGAAUCCACAUGCACUUCACGAACUUGGUCUUCUCUAUGAGAUGCCGAAUUCUGGGUUGGUUCCACAUGAUCCCAUACAGGCGAAGAACCUUUUCACUCAGGCUGCACAUCUGGGCUAUACACAAUCACAGUACAAAUUAGGGCAAUGCUACGAGUAUGGGGCUCUUUCAUGUCCCGUUGACCCGCGUCGUUCAAUAGCAUGGUACACCAAGGCCGCAGAGAAAGGAGAUCCCGAAGCUGAGCUGGCUUUGAGCGGAUGGUAUCUGACUGGGAGUGAAGGUGUAUUGAAGCAGAGUGAUAAUGAAGCGUAUCUUUGGGCUCGCCGUGCUGCAAACAAAGGGUUGAGUAAGGCUGAGUAUGCCGUUGGUUAUUAUGCAGAAGUGGGGAUAGGUAUCAAUCAAGACAUCGAAUUCGCAAAACGUUGGUAUAUGCGAGCUGCAGCUCAAGGUAAUAAACGAGCGAUGAACAGGUUGACAGAGAUGAAACGUAUGGGCAACAAGCGAAUGAAUAUCGUUCGCCCAACUCGUCAACAAGCAAAGGAUGAGUGUGUAAUCUGCUAG
Molecule: messenger RNA, 1401 nt
Organism: Lentinula edodes (shiitake mushroom)
Lineage: Eukaryota; Fungi; Basidiomycota; Agaricomycetes; Agaricales; Omphalotaceae
Product: HCP-like protein
Exons: 2
Coding region: 1-1401 (466 amino acids)
Molecular function (GO): protein binding
Source: RefSeq, a predicted model, not a curated record